Molecule: messenger RNA, 5242 nt
Organism: Mangifera indica (mango)
Lineage: Eukaryota; Viridiplantae; Streptophyta; Magnoliopsida; Sapindales; Anacardiaceae
Product: mediator of RNA polymerase II transcription subunit 23
Exons: 21
Coding region: 90-4904 (1604 amino acids)
Biological process (GO): positive regulation of gene expression; regulation of transcription by RNA polymerase II
Cellular component (GO): transcription regulator complex; mediator complex
Source: RefSeq, a predicted model, not a curated record
UGCACUGGUAUGACUGGGAGUACCUAUGAGAAGGUGCGAGUUUCAGUCUCGACGCACUCGAAAUGAUCUGAAAGAAUAAAAACGCUAAAAUGGAUCAAAGCCAGAGACCACUAGCAGCAUCAUCAGCUACUUCUCGGGCUUACCAGUUCCACCCGGCCCGAUCCGCUAUUCUCGACCUCUUCAACAUCUACUUAGGAAGAAGUAGCCGCCAGAAGCACGAGGAGUCCGUGCGUGAACCUCCGAACAAGACACAGAAGCGUGUGGUUGCUCUUAACAGAGAGCUUCCUCCUCGAAACGAACAGUUCCUUUUAGAUUUUGAGCAGCUACAAAACCAGUUUGCUGAUCAGGAUCAAGUGCGUGCUGUGACAGAAUCUGUUCUCAUUUCUCUAGUUGUGCAGUGUUGUAGUCAUGUACCACGAGCAGAAUUUCUUCUCUUUGCAUUACGGAGCUUGUGUUCUAUUGGUUACAUUAACUGGGAUAGUUUUUUGCCAUCUCUUCUCUCUUCUGUAUCAUCUGCAGAAAUGUCAGUGGGUCAGGGCAGUCAAGCAAUGCCUGCAGUUUCAUCCACAAGUUUAUCACAAUCUGGGAUGUUGCAAACUUCAGGUGUAAUUCCCGAUUCUUCCAAUUUUCAACCUUCUAAUCCUGCAUCUCCAUUGCCUUCAGUUCAUGGUAUCGGGUCCCCCGCCCAGUCAGCAAUAGAACCAUCAACUUGUGCUCCUAUGUCUCCGGUAAAAUCUUCUGAUGCAUCCUACAGUGGACAACAAUUUACAACAAGGGCAAAUUCUACUAUAAGGGAUAAUGCUAUAAGCUGUUUACGUCAGCUAUGUUGCAAGAUUAUUCUAGCUGGUCUUGAGUUCAACCUGAAACCAGUUACUCAUGCAGAGAUUUUUUACCAUAUGAUAAAUUGGCUAGUCAAUUGGGAUCAAAGACUGCAGGGUGUUGAUGAAUCUGAUGCAAAAUCCUGGAGACCAGACAAGGCUCUAAUUGAAUGGUUACAUAGUUGUUUGGAUGUGAUUUGGCUAUUGGUUGAUGAGGACAGAUGCCGGGUACCCUUUUAUGAAUUACUACGUAGUGGCUUGCAGUUUAUAGAUAAUAUUCCAGAUGAUGAAGCCUUAUUUACACUUAUCUUGGAGAUUCAUAGGAGGCGAGAUACGAUGGCUACACAUAUGCAGAUGUUAGAUCAACACCUUCAUUGCCCUACAUUUGGGACCCAUCGGAUUCUCUCUCAGACCACUCCUAAUAUAUCAGUUGAAGUGGUGGCUAAUCUGCGCUAUUCGCCAAUCACAUAUCCAAGUGUUCUAGGAGAACCAUUGCACGGAGAGGAACUUGCCAACUCUAUUCAGAGGGGAAGUUUGGACUGGGAGAGAGCUAUGCGUUGUAUAAGGCAUGCUAUUCGCACUACUCCAUCACCUGACUGGUGGAAGCGUGUGCUUCUUGUGGCUCCUUCCUAUAGGAAUCCCGCGCAAGGACCUACUCCUGGUGCUGUUUUUACUUCUGAGAUGAUUUGUGAGGCGGUUAUUGAUAGAAUUGCUGAACUAUUGAAGUUAACCAAUUCAGAAAUAAAUUGCUGGCAGGAAUGGCUUGUCUUCUCAGAUAUAUUCUUUUUUCUCAUGAAAAGUGGGUGCGUUGAUUUUGUUGAUUUUGUUGACAAGCUAGUUUCACGCCUUACAGAAGGUGAUAACCACAUUCUUCGAACGAACCAUGUUACUUGGCUGCUCGCACAGAUUAUUAGGGUUGAGCUUGUGAUGAAUGCUUUGAAUCAAGAUGCUAGAAAGGUGGAGACAACGAGAAAGAUUCUAUCACUUCAUAGAGAAGAUAGAUGUUCUGAUCCUAAUAACCCCCAAAAUAUCUUGCUUGAUUUUAUAAGCAGUUCUCAAAACUUACGUAUUUGGUCAUUGAACCAAUCAACACGAGAAUAUUUGAACAAUGAGCAACUUCAGAAGGGAAAGCAAAUAGAUGAAUGGUGGAGGCAAGUGGGCAAAGGGGAUCGUAUGAUAGAUUAUAUGAAUAUGGAUGAUAGAUCAAUUGGGAUGUUUUGGGUUGUUACAUACACCAUGGCACAACCAGCUUGUGAAACAGUUAUGAAUUGGUUAUCCUCUGCUGGAGUUACAGAAUGGACAGGAUCAAAUCUACAACCCAAUGAAAGGUUAAUGGUGACGCGGGAAGUCAGCCCUUUGCCUAUGUCACUGUUAUCUGGCUUUUCACUAAACUUGUGUUUGAAGUUGGCCUACCAAAUGGAAGAAGCUUUAUUUGGUGGACAGGUUGUGCCUAGCAUUGCAAUGGUUGAAACUUAUACUAGACUGCUGUUGCAUGCACCUCACUCUCUGUUUCGUUCACACUUCAGUCAUUUGGCACAGAGGAAUCCUUCCUUAUUGAGCAAGCCAGGGGUCACUCUUUUGGUGCUUGAAAUUGUCAACUACCGGUUGCUGCCACUCUAUAGGUAUCAAGGAAAAAGCAAGCCAUUGAUGUAUGAUGUUACGAAAAUAAUUUCUGCCUUGAAAGCAAAGCGUGGAGAUCAUCGUGUAUUUAGAUUGGCUGAAAAUUUAUGCAUAAACCUUAUUUUGUCAUUGAGAGAUUUUUUCUCUGUGAAAAGAGAAGGAAAGGGUCCUACUGAAUUUACGGAGACUUUGAAUAGAAUAACUAUAAUUACUCUUGCCAUCACCAUAAAAACUCGCGGAAUUGCAGAUGCUGAUCACUUACUUUAUCUCCAAACCAUGUUAGAACAAAUAAUGGCAACUAGUCAACAUACAUGGUCAGAAAAAACUUUGCGGUAUUUUCCGUCUCUUCUACGUGAUGCCUUGAAUGGGCGGAUAGAUAAAAGGGGUCUGGCAAUGCAAGCGUGGCAACAGGCAGAAGCAACUGUUAUUAACCAAUGCACCAAUCUCCUGUCACCAUCUGCUGAUCCUACUUAUGUUAUGACGUAUAUCGGUCAUAGUUUUCCUCAACACCGUCAAUACUUAUGUGCCGGUGCAUGGAUACUGAUGAUGCAGGGGCACCCUGAAAGCAUUAACAGUGCAAACCUGUUGCGUGUACUGAGAGAAUUUUGCCCGGAAGAAGUGACAGCAAAUAUCUACACAAUGGUGGAUGUUCUACUACAUCACAUUCAUUCGGAACUUCAGCGUGGACAUUUAUUGCAGGAGCUGUUGUUGAAAACUUGUGCAAACCUUUCAUUUUUUGUGUGGACCCAUGAGUUGCUUCCUCUGGAUAUCUUACUUCUAGCACUCAUUGACCGUGAUGAUGAUCCUCAUGCCUUGCCUAUUGUGAUUAGUUUACUUGAUAGGCAAGAACUGCAACAAAGAGUGAGUUUAUUUCUAGGUCGUGGGUGUCCUGAGCAUUGGCUUUACUCUGGAAUGUUUAAACGUGUUGAAUUGCAAAAGGCCCUCGGGAAUCAUCUCUCAUGGAAGGACAGAUACCCUACAUUCUUCGAUGAUCUUGCUGCACGUUUGCUUCCUGUCAUCCCCUUAAUUGUGUAUAGACUCAUUGAAAAUGAUGCCAUGGAUCCAGCUGAAAGAGUUCUGGCUACGUAUUCCAAAUUUCUGGCUUUCCAUCCUCUUAGAUUCACAUUUGUUCGUGAUAUACUUGCAUAUUUCUAUGGACAUUUACCUGCAAAGCUUAUUUUGAGAAUAUUGCAUGUGCUUGAUCGAGCAAAGAUUCCUUUUUCUGAGUCAUUUCCACAGAUUAUUAGUUCACCAAAUCCUGCCAUAUUGCCACCCUUGGACUAUUUUGCAACUCUCUUAUUGGGUCUUGUGAAUAAUGUUAUACCUACAUUAAGUAGCAACUCUAAAUGUGGGUCAAUGGGAGAUGCUUCGAUGCGUGCUACUCAUAACAAGACUCCAACGGCAUCUCACUCUGGACCAACAAAUGCUUCUGAGGGUCAAAAAGCAUUUUAUCAAAUUCAGGAUCCUGGAACAUAUACUCAGCUGGUUCUGGAAACAGCAGUCAUUGAGAUACUUUCACUUCCCGUGCCUGCAGUCCAGAUUGUAUCAGCCUUAGUUCAAAUUAUUGUUAAUAUACAACCAACACUAAUUCAAAACAGCAAUGGUCCGCAUGGAGCUUCAAAUAGUAUGGGGCCAGGUUCGGCUUUACCAACAUCUCCUUCGGGGGGUAGUACAGAUUCCUUAGGUGCAAGCAGAUCAACUCCAUCAUCUUCAGGAGUCAACACCUCCAGCUUUGUUUCCAGAAGUGGUUAUACAUGCCAACAACUGUCUUGCUUAUUGAUCCAAGCUUGUGGUCUCCUAUUGGCACAGCUUCCUCAAGAAUUUCACUUACAACUUUAUAUGGAGGCUUCCCGUGUUAUAAAAGACUGUUGGUGGCUCACUGAUGGGAAAAGGUCACUGGUCGAACUGGACUCUGCUGUUGGCUAUGCUUUGCUGGAUCCAACAUGGGCUGCUCAAGACAAUACCUCAACAGGCAUUGGUAACAUAGUUGCAUUGCUUCAUGCUUUCUUCAGUAAUCUCCCACAAGAAUGGCUAGAAGGGACACAUGUUAUCAUUAAACAUCUCAGGCCAGUAACAUCAGUAGCGAUGUUAAGAAUAGCAUUCCGUAUAAUGGGUCCAUUGCUCCCAAGACUGGCCAAUGCCCACACACUCUUCAACAAGACUCUUGUAUUGCUUAUAAACACAAUGACGGAUGUUUUUGGAAAGAACUCACAACUAUCAACUCCUGUUGAAGCGUCGGAAAUAGCAGAUCUCAUUGACUUCCUCCAUCAUGUUGUCCAUUACGAAGGACAGGGAGGACCUGUGCAGUCCAACAGCAAGCCUAGACCAGAGGUUUUGACACUUUGCGGUAAAGCAGCAGAAAACUUACGUCCUGAUGUACAACACCUUCUCUCCCAUUUGAAACCUGAUAUAAAUUCUUCAAUAUAUGCUGCAACUCAUCCGAAGCUGGUUCAGCAUACCUCUUGACAGUCAGGUUAUCGUGAUUCUCCACGAGCUGAUCUUUUGACCACAAUUCCUUUCAGCAACCACCCGUAUCCUUAGUAAUGAAAGCAAAUUCUACUGUAUUUUAAUGUCAUUAAUCCAAAGCUAUUGUAGCAUAACAGCGGAUGGAAGUCAUGUUGUCGAACACUUUGUUGUAUUAUAAAAGAAUGCUAAAGCUGUGUGUACAGUAAUUCGUAUCGGUUAUGAGGUGUCAGGGUUUUGAGUUUGAAGGAUUUUGGUCGCUGAACAGAAAUGUCUCGUAACAUUGUAAAACAUUUUUGAGACUCUUUCAGACUCAAUCUAUGCAUGAUUUUACAUUUGCA